Molecule: messenger RNA, 414 nt
Organism: Colletotrichum spaethianum
Lineage: Eukaryota; Fungi; Ascomycota; Sordariomycetes; Glomerellales; Glomerellaceae
Exons: 1
Coding region: 1-414 (137 amino acids)
Source: RefSeq, a predicted model, not a curated record
AUGGCUAGCCCGGGACUUGAGGUCAUUGCCUCCAAGUACAACAGUACCUGGCUUGCUUUUGCCUUCCCCAAGAUAGCCCGUGGCUCGAGCAUGAAGUACUGGGUCAACAACCAUGCGCCCUUGGUGCGUAGAUGGGCGUUGGUGAUGGGUUUCGAGAAGUACAUUCGAAAUCACCCCUGCGAUGAUAGCGCAGAAGUGGUGAAGGAACUGCGCAAGGAGAGAGGGAUGAAGGAGACAGGCAACUACAGCUUGUACACCUGUAUGUGGGUUAAUGGGAGAACUGCUCAGGAUCAAACGACUCUGGAGGCUAUGGCCGAGAUUCAAGUUGAUGAGCAUAGUGGGUUCAUGGAAGCAGAGUCAGCGCAUACUCUGAUGACCAAAGAGUCAAUCUUUGUAGAUAGAUACCGAGCUUGA